Mitosporidium daphniae is the source of this 2217-nucleotide messenger RNA. RefSeq lists its product as uncharacterized. Lineage: Eukaryota; Fungi; Microsporidia. The transcript has a single exon. The coding region runs from base 1 to 2217 and encodes 738 amino acids. The record is from RefSeq and is a predicted model, not a curated record.
AUGUCAAUUGAAGCCAAGAAAUCCAAGUAUGCAUCAAAGGAAUUAUCGCUCAGAACUCUUGUAACGAUUGCCACAUUUGAAGAAAAAGAAAAGCUCUCCACGUAUAAAAAUCCCGGCUUUUUUGACUCAUUAAUGGCAUCUCUAUUAUCCAUCAAAGUCUCUUUAGACACAACGUACUGUCUUGAAGCAAGCAAAAAGCAUAGAGUGGAAAAAAAAACUAGAGCAAUUCUGCAUAUCAUUCAUCAUUUAUAUGCAGCCCGUGGCUUACCUAUGCUGAUGCCCAGGGAAUUCGAUGUGGACGAGGCAAAUGUACUGCUAUCCCUCUCGCUGUACCAGCAGUCUAUUUGUGAUCGUAUCCGAAUUCGUGCGCAGAUUUGCACAAAAUCUUUGCUAGCAUCUAGACUCAUUAACGAUGCAUUUUCAAACUUUUCUCAACUAGAGGAAAUGCUCUGCUCUUCUUUGGAACUGAGCUUUUCAAACAACCAUAUCUUUACCGUCAAUGAAGCCACUUAUUUUCUUUGGCUUGUUGGGCUGCUGUCAUAUGAUACUUGUAAGAGCCCAAUUCGUUUGGUUGCUAGCACAUUAUCAACUCCACAUCAUGGCGUGUGCAAAAGAGCCGAGUCCGUGUCGGUGCUUGGAACGCUCGUAAAAUUUAUGCAUUCAAAUACGGUGUCUUUGGUUCCGUGUUUCAUAUGCAAUGAUAUCUUUUCUGUGGCGUGUAACUAUCUAAUCGGGAAUACCGGAGUUGAAGAAAAAUCCAUUUACGAGUCCCUAUUGAUAAUCAAGCAUUUGUUGUGUCGCAUACCAUUUAACAAACCCACUGCCAAACUGCUAAAGCUGUCCUUUGAAGCCUGUUUUCCGAAAAUAAUUCAAACGUCGGCAUCCUGCUCACUGCUUGCGUCUACAUUGUGCGAGCUUAUCAGAUCAAAGCACGAUUUUUUCCUUUUCUUUCUUCCAUUCAUGCUGCAUUUGCUUGAAGAAGCAAUUGAAAAUCCUCUUCUAAUGGCAGCUUCAUUUUCUGUUUUGCAAGCUAUUCGAAAAUCUUCAUUGGAGGUCUAUAGACAGGUUUGGUUAAAAAACGGCCUUUCAUGCUUGCUUAAGCAAUAUAAACAAAAGAACCUGAUGAGUACAUUGGACCUUCUGUGUCCGUUAUUUAUGUAUUCUGGUGGUGUUGAAUGGCUACUUCAGUCGCAAGACGAACUUUGUUAUAUCCUUAGGGACAUCAUUGAUGCUUGCUUAUCUUUUCUCUCCCCUGAUGCGUACCAAAAAGACAUACUCGAGGCAAAUUGUACAGAAACCUGCAUUCAUAUUAAGGGUAUACUAUCGUUUUUUCGUCUUGGUGCAAAUAAAAUCGAAUGGAUUAAUUUUUGCCAUGUAUCUACGCGCGGGAAAUUGCUUUGUUGCCUAUCCUUGAUUGCCUUUAAAUCGAUCGAAGAUGGCAAUUUAAACGAGAAAUUCGCCCAAUCGCUUCUCAUCUUGUGGAGCUAUUGCAAACCCGGGGACUUGCAGAUCUUUACGUUAUGGCCUAUUGUGAUCAAAUUGAGAUCAAGCGCUGAAAUUAUACCGGAAAAUUUCCGGUCCAUUGUUGAGUAUUCAAAAUCGAUUGAAAGAAAUUUUGGCCUUUCAAUUUCCUCGUUUGCUUUUCCAUAUGCAGCUUACCAUCAUCGACUUGAUCUUAAAUUUCGGUUCUUUCUGCUAUCUUUAUAUUUGGCAAAAAACUUUCAGCAACUUUUUGAGGAUCCCAGCACCAGCUUGGGGUUUGCAUUUGAGGGGACACUGAUUGGGAAUUCUACAGUUCUUCAUUAUUUUGCCAAAACAGGCAAUAAAGUCAUCGUUCCUGAAUGUUGGGAGUAUUCCUUUCUCGCGCUUUUAUAUCAAGAUCAUCUUUACUUUGAAUCGGAGGCCUCUUUUUUGCUUAAAAUUCCAGAUGAACGGUGCAAAUUCUGCAGCGUCGCAUCGCUUGUCCAUUAUUGCAACUACUUAAACAUUACCUUGCCCAUUUCGUUUUUAUUUUGUUGCCUAAGGAAAUCGAUCAUAUUGCAUUUAUUCAGUCCAUCUGGACGGAAACAUGCGUUAUCCGCCUGUAUUUUCGGCCUGUUUAGACUUUCGCCAUUUACUGAAAGAUUUAAAUUGACCUUGAGCCGGCUACUAUUUGCGGCGCAUUUCGAAGAUGUUGAGACUUGUGUUGAUCUUAUUUAUGACAUUUUAAGGGUUUAA